Molecule: messenger RNA, 2329 nt
Organism: Drosophila suzukii
Lineage: Eukaryota; Metazoa; Arthropoda; Insecta; Diptera; Drosophilidae
Gene: SdhAL
Product: Succinate dehydrogenase, subunit A (flavoprotein)-like
Biological process (GO): tricarboxylic acid cycle; mitochondrial electron transport, succinate to ubiquinone
Molecular function (GO): succinate dehydrogenase (quinone) activity; flavin adenine dinucleotide binding; electron transfer activity
Source: RefSeq, a predicted model, not a curated record
UCGAGGAAUAAAAUAUUUUCUAUUGAUUGAGAGAGUUUCUUUAAAGCCAAUCUAAGAAAUACAUCUGCGAUAGUCUAAUCGUCAUUGUGUUUUCCAUCCCAACUCGAAUACACCUAGAAUAUACAGCGCAAAACUAGAUCUAGUCGGGCAGAAAGACCAGGAACUCCACGGAAAAUGAAUCGGCUGUUUGUCAAAAGGGUUGUCUGCCCUAUCACAAAAACCCUCCUCUGUUCCAGGGUGAGUCGCCUGUUUGGAGGGACCUGCGUGAGGGAUUCCAGUUGCAAGGACGAGUAUUCCCUAACAGAUCACAAGUACGAUGCGAUUGUGAUUGGAGCUGGUGGAGCGGGAAUGCGGGCUGGAUUUGGGCUGGCGGAGAAGGGCUUCAAGACGGCCUUGAUAUCGAAGCUCUUUCCCACCCGAUCGCACACGGUGGCCGCCCAGGGCGGAGUGAAUGCGGCCCUCUCGAACAUGGAUAAGGACGACUGGAAGUACCAUUUCUACGACACGGUCAAGGGCAGCGAUUGGCUGGGCGACCAGAACGCGAUCCACUACAUGUGCCGGGAGGCGGAGAAGGCAGUGCUCGAGUUGGAUACGUACGGGAUGCCCUUCUCUCGGACACAGGACGGCAAGAUCUACCAGCGACCCUUUGGGGGUCAGACCCUGGAGUACGGCAAGGGCGGUGUGGCCAAGAGGGCGUGCGCAUGCGCAGAUCGCACGGGCCAUGCCCUCAUCCAUACUCUCUAUGGACAGACCCUGAAAUACGCCGAAUACUGCCACUACUUCAUAGACUACUUCGUCCUGGACUUGAUCAUGUCCCAUGGCAAAUGUGUGGGAUGCCUGGCCUGGAAACUGGAUGAUGGCACCUUCCAUCGCUUUUUGGCCAAGAACACGGUGGUGGCCGCCGGCGGUUGUGGUCGAGUUUACUUCUCCACCACCGCUGGACACACAUGCACUGGCGAUGGCAAUGCCUGGGUGUCCCGCCAAGAGCUGCCCCUCAUGGACAUGGAGUUCGUGCAAUUCCAUCCCACUGGCAUCUAUGGAGCAGGGUGCCUGAUCACCGAGGGUGUUCGGGGAGAGGGUGGCUUCUUUUUGAACUCCAAGGGAGAACGCUUCAUGGAGCGCUAUGCCCCGAAGGCCAAGGAUCUGGCCUCCAGGGAUGUGGUGGCGAGGGCCAUGACCAUGGAGGUCCUGGCCGGCAAUGGUUGCGGUCCCCUUAAGGAUCAUGUGCAUCUACAGCUCCAUCACAUCGACGCGAAGAUCAUCAGGCAGCGAUUGCCGGGUAUUUUGGUCACUGCCAAAAUCUUUGCCAAGGUGGAUGUUACUAAGGAACCGGUGCCGGUUCUACCAACUGUCCACUACAACAUGGGAGGGAUACCAACGGAUCACAGGGGACGGGUGAUCACUGUGGAUGAGGAUGGCAAGGAGCAAGUGGUCCAGGGGCUGUACUCCUGCGGGGAGACAUCCUGCGCCUCGGUACACGGCGCCAAUCGGUUGGGUGCCAACUCCUUGCUGGAUUUGAUCAUUUUCGGACGGGUCUGUGCCCUUGACAUCGCCGAGAACAGCUGUCCGGGAGAUAAGCUGCCCGAGGUGGAGGACAAGGCCACGGAGAAGUCGCUGGAGAACUUCAAGUGCCUGCGCAGCGCCAAAGGAUGCACUCCGACGGCCGAGCUGAGAAUGGAACUGCAGAGGACCAUGACCAAACAUGCGGCAGUCUUCCGGGAUGGGAAACUACUCAAGGAGGGUCUCCUUAAGGUGGCCGAGCUAUGUGAGCAGUUCAAGGACGUUAAGGUCACCGAUCGCACUCUGGUGUGGAACACAGACUUAGUCGAGACCUUGGAGCUCCAGAAUAUGCUGGCCAAUGCGGUGCACAUCAUUACGGCCAUGGAGAAUCGCAAGGAGUCGAGGGGAUCCCAUGCUCGCGAGGAUUUCAAGAAGCGCGUGGAUGAACUGGACUAUGGAGCACCCAUGGCCGGGCAGAAAAAGAAGCCAAUGGACGAGCACUGGCGUAAGCACACCAUGACCUUUGCCCUGGGCAACAAGGGUUGUGCCUCGAUCAAAUAUCGUCCGGUGGUGGACACUACUUUGGACGACUCGGUGGCCUCCAUUCCUCCAGCUCCGCGUGUAUACUGAUUACGGGAGUCAGUACCAGGUUUAUUUUAUCUCUAAGAACAUGAUCUUAAUAUUAAUGUAAACAAUGAAGGGACUAUCCCGAAUGUAUACAUGUCUGUCCUUAAUAAAGUAAUAUAUCUGUAGCGGGGGUAACACAGAAAUCUCUCAGCCUCUCUCAGAUUUCUGUGUCACCCCCGUUUGUGAUAUUCCACGUGUUGCA